Amphimedon queenslandica is the source of this 1577-nucleotide messenger RNA. Its product is annotated as ankyrin-1-like. Lineage: Eukaryota; Metazoa; Porifera; Demospongiae; Haplosclerida; Niphatidae. Bases 1 to 1560 code for a protein of 519 amino acids. The record is from RefSeq and is a predicted model, not a curated record. Gene Ontology annotation, biological process: proteolysis. Gene Ontology annotation, molecular function: aspartic-type endopeptidase activity; protein binding. The transcript has a single exon.
AUGUCUCUACUAGUAGAGUAUGGUGCUGAUGUGCAUAAGUUCGUUGGAACCUACUACUCACCAAUACAUUGUGCUGCUAGAUGUGGUCAUGUGGAAGCGAUUGAGUUUUUACUCAAAAAAGGUGUGUCUAUUGACCAUUGCAAUGAAUCAAUUCGGGGUACACCAUUGAUGGUAGCUAAUAUAUUUCAGAAAACAAAAAGUUGCUCAUAUCUAAUCCAACAUGGAGCAACACUUGAUUUUCAAAAUAAUGAUGGCCAGAGUGCAUUAGCAUUAGUCUGUGAAAUGGGAUUUUAUUCAAUGGCUAAGCUACUACUUGAAGGAGGAGCAAAUCCUAACUUACAAUCAAAUUAUGGGAGCACACCUUUGUCUAUUUCUUGCUACGAAGGCCAUCAAAAAAUUGUUAAAUUAUUGCUAGAUUUCAAUGCUGAUCCAAACAUUCAGAUGAUUCAAUUCAAUGGACUAACUCCACUUAUGCUUGCCUGUUACCAUGAAAAUCACAAUAUUGUAAAGCUGUUACUUCAAGCAGGAGUGUAUGUUGAUGCACAAUCCGAUCAUAACUGGGGCAGAAUAACAGCAUUACAUAUAGCCAGCAUUAGAAAUGAUACUCAACUGGUAAGACUUUUACUUAAUGCAAAUGCUGAUGUCAAUGUUCAAACUACUGAAGGCCUUACACCAAUGUAUAUUGCUUGUGUACAAGGAAAUAAAGAAAUGUUACAAUUUUUUAUUGAGAAAAAAGCAGACCCAAAUCUUGGCGACAAAUAUGGAAAGUCGCCAUUAUAUGCUGCCAUUGAAAGGAAUAGUGUUGAAAUUGUAACGGCUUUACUAGAUACUGGAGCUGAUCCUAAUAUUGCAGGUGGAAAAUUCAAAGUAACACCUCUACAAUAUGCAUGCACCUGUAGUAGUGAUGAUAUAAUCCACUUGCUUCUCAAAGCUAAUGCUAGCCCCAACGCUCCCAGUACUGAAGGUUAUACUCCAUUGAGUAUUGCAAGUGUAACAGGUCGUAUCAAAGUAGUUGAGAUGUUACUAUCAGAAGGAGCUAAUGUUGAGCUUGAGGAUACUGAUGGUUGGACACCAAUAUUUCAUGCUGCUGCAGGAGGUCGACUGGAUGUGAUCAGACUUUUACUAAAACAUGGAGCCAAAAUCAAGAAGGAUAAAUUUGGUAAAACAAUUGAAAGCAUAGCAGCAAAAUCCAAAAGAAUUAAAAUCAAAGAUCUACUUCAAGAGGCAACCAAACAGAAAGAUGAGGUAACAGUCAACAGAGAAGAGGAAAGGAAAGAUGAACCUAGUGCAGAUGAAGAAGUAUUAAGAACUGCUCUUACUACACCAGUUGAAGUAGACACAGAAUCAUCAGGUAAAACAACCAAACCAUCUCCACUCAUCAAUGAAGACAAUCAACAAUCAACUGAUAAUAGUUACUCUCGCCAUCAAAACUUCCUCUCCUUCAUCUCAUCAAAUAUUGGAUCAAUAAAACAACAAUACGAUAACACAAUAAAGCGACUUGAACACCAAAUGGAAGCAAUGCAAUCCAGAAUAGCAAAACAACAAAAAUUUUUUCUAUAAACUAAUACCCCCUCCAU